Propithecus coquereli (Coquerel's sifaka) is the source of this 5668-nucleotide messenger RNA. RefSeq names its product zinc finger protein 236 (gene ZNF236). Gene Ontology annotation, biological process: regulation of transcription by RNA polymerase II. Gene Ontology annotation, cellular component: nucleus. The record is from RefSeq and is a predicted model, not a curated record. The transcript has 30 exons. The coding region runs from base 1 to 5313 and encodes 1770 amino acids. NCBI's taxonomy places the organism in Eukaryota, Metazoa, Chordata, Mammalia, Primates, Indriidae. Gene Ontology annotation, molecular function: RNA polymerase II cis-regulatory region sequence-specific DNA binding; DNA-binding transcription factor activity, RNA polymerase II-specific.
AUGCAUGGAGUUUUAACAUUGAAUGCGGAGAACACUAAUUAUGCCUAUCAAGCUCCAAACUUCCAUAAAUGUGAAAUCUGUCUGCUAUCUUUUCCAAAAGAAUCCCAGUUUCAACGCCACAUGAGGGACCACGAGCGCAAUGACAAGCCACAUCGAUGUGACCAGUGCCCCCAAACAUUUAAUGUUGAAUUCAACCUGACACUUCAUAAAUGUACCCACAACGGGGAAGAUCCUACCUGCCCUGUGUGUAACAAGAAAUUCUCCAGAGUGGCUAGUCUCAAAGCGCAUGUUAUGCUACAUGAGAAGGAAGAGAACCUCAUCUGCUCUGAGUGUGGGGAUGAGUUCACUCUGCAGAGCCAGCUGGCCAUCCACAUGGAGGAGCACCGCCAGGAGCUGGCGGGAACCCGGCCGCACACUUGUAAGGCCUGCAAGAAAGAGUUUGAAACCUCGUCAGAGCUGAAGGAGCACAUGAAGACGCAUUAUAAAAUUAGGGUGUCAGGUACGAGGUCUUACAAUCGGAACAUUGACAGAAGCGGAUUCACGUAUUCAUGUCCACACUGUGGAAAGACGUUUCAAAAGCCAAGUCAGUUAACGCGACAUAUCAGGAUACACACAGGUGAAAGGCCAUUUAAAUGUAGUGAAUGUGGGAAAGCUUUUAACCAGAAGGGGGCAUUGCAGACGCAUAUGAUCAAGCAUACAGGUGAGAAACCCCAUGCCUGUGCCUUCUGUCCUGCCGCCUUCUCUCAGAAAGGGAAUCUGCAGUCACACGUCCAGAGAGUUCAUUCGGAGGUCAAGAAUGGUCCUACUUACAAUUGUACAGAAUGUAGUUGUGUAUUUAAAAGUUUAGGCAGCUUAAACACGCACAUCAGCAAGAUGCACAUGGGUGGGCCGCAGAAUUCAACAAGUUCCACAGAGACUGCUCAUGUGUUAACGGCCACACUCUUUCAGACUUUACCUCUUCAGCAGACAGAAGCCCAAGUCACGUCAGCCUCAAGUCAGCAGAAUUCUCAGGCAGUGACCGACGUCAUCCAGCAGCUUCUGGAACUCUCGGAGCCAGGGCCUGUGGAGUCAAACCAGUGCCCUGCCGCCACGCAGCAACUCAGCAUCACAGUGGGCAUCAACCAGGACAUUCUGCAGCAAGCCUUAGAAAACAGUGGGCUGUCUUCAAUUCCAGCUGCCGCACACCCUAACGACCCCAGCCAUGCCACGGCUUCUGGAACGCAGAUUCGGAAUCCAGAUGUUUCCAAUGUUUCAAAUGAGCAGACUGACCCUGCAGAUGCAGAGCAAGAGAAAGAACAGGAGAGCCCAGAGAAGUUGGAAAAGAAAGAAAAAAAAAUUAUAAAGAAGAAAUCACCAUUUCUACCUGGCUCGGUCCGGGAGGAGAACGGCGUGCGCUGGCACGUGUGCCCCUACUGCACCAAGGAGUUCCGCAAGCCCAGCGACCUGGUGCGCCACAUCCGCAUCCACACGCACGAGAAGCCCUUCAAGUGCCCGCAGUGUUUCCGCGCCUUCGCCGUCAAGAGCACGCUGACGGCGCACAUCAAGACGCACACGGGCAUCAAGGCGUUCAAGUGCCAGUACUGCAUGAAGAGCUUCUCCACGUCGGGCAGCCUCAAGGUGCACAUCCGCCUGCACACAGGAGUUAGACCUUUUGCAUGUCCUCACUGUGACAAAAAAUUCCGAACCUCAGGCCAUAGGAAGACUCACAUUGCUUCCCACUUUAAACACACGGAGUUAAGGAAGAUAAGGCACCAGCGCAAACCCGCGAAGGUUCGUGUGGGCAAGACAAACGUUCCAGUGCCUGACAUUCCUUUGUCACAUACAGGUGAAAAACCUUUUAAAUGUUCUCAGUGUGGAAGAGGCUUUGUUUCUGCAGGAGUGCUCAAGGCCCACGUCCGAACGCACACAGGACUAAAAUCUUACAAGUGUCUGAUAUGUAACGGAGCGUUCACCACCGGUGGUAGCUUAAGGCGGCACAUGGGUAUACAUAAUGACCUUCGCCCCUACAUGUGUCCCUAUUGCCAGAAAACAUUUAAGACCUCACUAAACUGCAAAAAGCACAUGAAAACCCAUAGAUACGAGCUUGCCCAGCAGCUCCAGCAGCAUCAGGAUGCGGCCUCGAUAGAUAACAGCACCGUGGACCAGCAGAGCAUGCAGGUCUCCUCCCAGAUGCAGGUGGAGAUCGAGAGCGGGGAGCUGCCCCAGCCGGCGGAGGUGGUCGCAGCAAACCCCGAGGCCAUGCUGGACCUGGAGCCACAGCACGUGGUGGGCACGGAAGAGGCAGGACUUGGUCAACAGCUGACAGACCAGCCUCUGGACCCAGAUGAAGAUGGGUUUGUGGCUGCGCAGGACCCGCUACGGGGGCACGUAGAUCAGUUUGAAGAGCAGACUCCCCAGCAGCCCUUCGAACCAGCAGGGCUAUCCCAAGAUUUUACAGUGACCGAUACGUACAAUCAGCAGACUCAGUUUCCACCUGUCCAACAGCUGCAAGAUUCCAGCACACUUGAGUCUCAGGCCCUCUCCACGAGUUUCCACCAGCCGAACUUACUGCCGGUCCCUACCUCUGAUACGAUCAACGUGACAACUCGUUUGAUUCAAGAGUCAUCCCGAGAGGAACUGGACCUGCAGACGCAGCGUCCCCAGACCCUGGAGGACGGCGAGGAUCAAAGCAGGCGCUCGUACAGGUGCGACUACUGCAGCAAGGGCUUCAAGAAGUCCAGCCACCUGAAGCAGCACGUGCGCUCGCACACCGGGGAGAAGCCCUACAAGUGCAAGCUCUGUGGGCGCGGCUUCGUCUCCUCUGGAGUCCUCAAGUCCCAUGAGAAGACACACACAGGGGUGAAGGCGUUCAGCUGCAGCGUCUGUAACGCCUCCUUCACCACCAACGGCAGCCUCACCCGGCACAUGGCCACACACAUGAGCAUGAAGCCUUACAAGUGUCCGUUCUGUGAGGAGGGGUUUCGAACCACGGUUCACUGUAAAAAGCACAUGAAGAGACACCAGACAGUCCCCUCUGCCGUGUCAGCCACCGGAGAGCCCGAAGGAGGAGACAUAUGUAUGGAGGAAGAGGAGGAAAAUUCUGACAGAAACGCAUCGAGGAAGUCUCGUCCUGAGGUCAUCACUUUCACAGAGGAAGAGACGGCCCAGUUAGCCAAAAUUCGGCCCCAGGAAAGCGCUACGGUGUCUGAGAAGGUCCUGGUGCAGUCAGCGGCAGAAAAGGACCGCAUCAGCGAGAUGCGAGACAAGCAGGCGGAGCUGCAGGACGAACCCAAGCAUGCCAACUGCUGCACCUACUGCCCCAAGAGCUUCAAGAAGCCCAGCGACCUGGUGAGGCACGUUCGAAUCCACACUGGAGAAAAGCCGUACAAAUGUGACGAAUGCGGCAAGAGUUUCACGGUCAAAUCCACGCUCGACUGCCACGUGAAGACUCACACAGGGCAGAAGCUCUUCAGCUGCCACGUCUGCAGCAACGCGUUCUCCACGAAGGGGAGCCUGAAGGUGCACAUGCGUCUGCACACGGGAGCCAAGCCUUUCAAGUGCCCCCACUGCGAGCUACGUUUCCGCACUUCUGGGCGGAGGAAGACGCACAUGCAGUUCCACUACAAACCAGACCCGAAGAAAGCCAGGAAGCCCGUGACGCGGAGCUCCCCCGAAGGGCUGCAGCCUGUGAACCUCCUCAGCCCGCCUCCCAGCGACCCCAGCGUGUUCAUCAUGAACAACUCCGUGCUGACCGGACAGUUCGAUCAAAAUUUGCUGCAGCAAGGGCUGGUGGGCCAGGCUAUUCUUCCUGCCUCCGUGUCAGCGGGGGGUGACCUGACGGUGUCCCUGACAGACGGGAGCCUGGCCACCCUGGAAGGCAUCCAGUUGCAGCUGGCCGCCAACCUGGUGGGGCCGAACGUUCAGAUCUCUGGGAUCGACGCCUCCAGCAUCAAUAACAUCACGUUGCAGAUCGACCCAAGCAUCCUGCAGCAGACGCUGCAGCAGGGCGGCGUGCUCACGCAGCAGCUCACGGGCGAAUCCAGCGCGGCCCCACAGAACAGCGCUCUCCAGACGCCGGACGGCACGGUCCCCGCCAGCGUGGUCAUCCAGCCCCUCUCAGGCCUGUCCUUGCAGCCCGCGGUGACGUCUGCCAACCUGACCAUAGGCCCUCUGUCCGAGCAGGAGUCCGUGCUGGCCACCAGCAGCAGCGGGACCCAAGACCUCACCCAAGUGAUGGCUCCGCAGGGUCUAGUGUCCCCCUCCAGCGGGCCCCACGAGAUCACCCUGACCAUCAACAACUCGAGUCUGAGCCAGGUCCUGGCUGCUGGACCCUCCGCCACGGCGUCGUCGGGGUCUCCGCAGGAGAUUACCCUGACUAUCUCUGAACUGAAUACUACAAGUGGAGGCCUUCCUUCAGCAACGCCGAUGUCUCCGUCCGCCAUCUCGACUCAGAACCUGGUCAUGUCUUCGUCGGGCGUGGGAGGAGAUGCCAGCGUCACGCUGACUCUGGCCGACACGCAGGGCAUGCUGUCCGGGGGCCUGGACACGGUCACACUCAACAUCACUUCUCAGGGCCAGCAGUUCCCAGCGCUGCUCGCAGACCCCCCUCUCUCAGGCCGAGGUGGAGCGGGCUCCCCGCAGGUCAUCCUGGUGAGCCACACCCCGCAGUCGCCAGCCGCUCCUUGUGAAGAAAUAGCCUACCAGGUAGCUGACAUCUCUGGGAACCUGGCCCAGGGCGGCCAGCCCGAGAAGGAGGGCCGGGCGCACCAGUGCUUGGAGUGUGAGCGGGCCUUCUCGUCGGCCGCGGUGCUCAUGCACCACAGCAAGGAGGUUCACGGCCAGGAGCGCAUCCACGGCUGCCACGUGUGCAGGAAGGCGUUCAAGCGCGCCACGCACCUCAAGGAGCACAUGCAGACGCACCAAGCCGGCCCCUCUCUGAGCUCUCAGAAGCCGAGAGUGUUCAAAUGCGACACGUGUGAAAAGGCGUUCGCCAAACCCAGCCAGCUGGAGCGCCACAGCCGCAUCCACACAGGCGAGCGGCCGUUCCACUGCACGCUCUGCGAGAAGGCCUUCAACCAGAAGAGCGCGCUGCAGGUGCACAUGAAGAAGCACACGGGCGAGAGGCCCUACAAGUGCGACUACUGCGUCAUGGGGUUCACACAGAAGAGCAACAUGAAGCUGCACAUGAAACGGGCGCACAGCUACACGGGAGCUUUGCAGGAGUCCGCCGGCCACCCGGAGCAGGACGGCGAGGAGCUGAGCCGCACCCUGCACCUGGAGGAGGUCGUGCAGGAGGCCGCCGGCGAGUGGCAGGCCCUCACCAACGUGUUCUGACGCGAGCCGAGAGGACGCCUGGAACAGCGUGUCUGAAGUUACAGUUCGUGAAGAACGAAGCACUUGGAACUUCUGUUUUACGGCUUCAAGUGUUAAAAAUGUUACCAUAAUAGUUUUGUAGCUAUAGAAUUAUCUAAAGAAUCAUUGUCUUUCAGAGACUUAUAGGAAAAAAACUGGGAAAAAUGUAAACGCAUUGUUCUCAUUUGUCUACAAAUCACUGAACUCAGGUACUACAAUAGGCAGUUUCAUCUUCUCCUCCACGGCCAGUGUAUCUAGUUAACAGACAUUAACUGGAUCUGACUCUCAUUGUAGUGUGAUUUCUUUGUAUUAGCAAAGACAGACGUUAACACGGAAA